AUGAGACAAGACCAGCCUACUGCAUUUGUCAACAGCUUCUGGGGCAAGAACGAUAUGGGAUUCCUCGCUAUUCAAACCAGAAUGAGAGACUCUAUCCAGACACUUCAGGAACUUCUCGACUACUAUCAAGAAAGAAUGAACAUUGAAAAAGACUAUUCCAAACGUCUAGACAAGUUGAAUCUGAAAUACAUAGUUGGAACACGAGAAACUGGUGCUCUCAAAAAAUCUCUCGAUAAACUAAUGGUCGAGAACAAGCAUAUGGUGCAAAACAACGAAAAGUUCGUAAAAUCUAUCAACCAUAUAAACUACGAUAAGAUCAACGAUUUCUAUCGUAUCUACACCAAGAAAGUCAACCGAAUCGAGUCACAUAUGUCGAAACUCAUAGCACGUAAAAAUGAUGCCUUCAAAUCGUUAGAGAUAACCAAAGCAAAAUACCAACAUGACUGUAGCCAAAUGAAAUCACUCAGAUUGUCUAUGCAAACUACUUGGGGUAAGGAGUUGGAAAAGCACGAGGCUAAGUAUAAUAAACUCAAUUCGACCAUCUCAGCAUCGAGAAACAACUACCAGCUAGCAUUGACAAAUUACAGAGAGCUCAACGAUUUCUACAAGAAAGACUGGGCCAUCUCCCUCCAGGAUUUAUACAAAUUGGAAAUCGAAAGAAUCCAAACCUGCAAGGUCAACUGCUUUAAUUUCUGCAACAAUAUUGCCACUUUAUGUGUUGAUAACGAUCAGGCUCUUGAUUUGGCAAGAUCAGUGUUUGCCCAAAUACAACCACCAAAAGAUUUAUCGGAGUUCAGCUUGGCUUAUGGAACGGGAAACAAGAUUUAUAACGAACCUAAGUUUGUAGAUUUCAUGUCCGGACAAAAUGAGUCACAAGAUAAAGAAGAUUAUACUAUAGCCAACGGCCAAGAUCCGGAGCCUGCUCCAAUAUUAUCAAGAUCAUAUUCCACAUACUCACAAAUGACUACUCAGGUUGCAAACGCAGCUAAUAAACUUGUUCCAAAUCUCCCUCCACCAGGCUCCCAAAACGUAUCAAGACCAAAUACGCCUUCUCCUACAAGAAAAGCACCUACUGAUUUAGCCCCAAUAGACUUGAGACACACUAAGACCAAAAAGUCGGAAAGCUCAGGAUACAGCUCAAUUCCUGAUGAUAACAAGAAUGAUGUGUUCUCGAUAAAUGAAGACAAAGCCAAAUUUGGUAACAGUAAUGGUUCCGCAAACUCUAACUACUCGAGUCCAACAAACUAUUCCAGCUCAAACUAUUCCACGGGAUCAGGAAAUGGCGGAAAGAGAAACUGGGCUUCUCCCAGAAGGACCGAGAAGCAAUUGUCUCAGUUCCAAGAGCAGAUUAACAGAAAAUCCAAGGAACUUCCAUCUUUGAAUACCAACAAACCAAGAUUGGAAAGUGAAGCUACGCCAGUUCCUAUCAUGAAAGACUUCUCUAUUGAUUUCAUUGCCAAGGCAUUGGAAGAUUUGAACUCGGGAGGAAAUGGUGAUGUCAAUCAAUUCAGAAGAUCGGUUAGAAGGUCCCAACGUUCUGAAGCAAACGUAAUCGAAGAACAAGUCAAUAGAACAGGAACUGAACCUAAUGGCCAAUACAGAUCUGCUUCCGACUAUGUUGAUGAUCAUGACGAAGUUGCCAUUAGAUAUGGAUCUAUUAAUUUCUCGUCGCCAGCACCCAGAUCAAAAUUUUCAGAAAAACUUCACCAACAGAGACCCAAGUCAAUGAUCGCACCCUUAACUACUUCAUCAAACGAACAAAUAUUGGGUUUGGACUCAGAGCUGAUGAAAACAGUUGUCGAUAUCAGCAAUAAUAGUAGGAAGAGACAUUCCUUGCUGAGCAUGCCCAGUAAAUCAUAUACCAACCAGGGCCAGGCCAUAACCCCUGUCACAAAAAGUGCUUUUGUGACAAAGGCAAGAGCCAGAUACUCAUACAAGCCUCAACAACAUGGGGAAUUGUUCUUCAAGAAGGGCUGGAACAUGUACGUGAUCCACAAACAGGAGGACAACUGGUACUUAUGCGAGUUGGCUAGCAACUGUCUCGAUCGAGAAGGGGUAGUCGGCUUAGUACCAGGCAACUACUUGGUAGAAGGCAUGAAUGUUUUUUAG
This is a messenger RNA of Scheffersomyces stipitis CBS 6054, 2109 nucleotides long. RefSeq names its product formin-binding protein (gene HOF1). The record is from RefSeq and is a predicted model, not a curated record. Lineage: Eukaryota; Fungi; Ascomycota; Pichiomycetes; Serinales; Debaryomycetaceae. The coding region runs from base 1 to 2109 and encodes 702 amino acids. The transcript has a single exon. Gene Ontology annotation, biological process: cytoskeleton organization. Gene Ontology annotation, cellular component: mitotic actomyosin contractile ring, proximal layer; plasma membrane; cytoplasm. Gene Ontology annotation, molecular function: protein binding; phospholipid binding.